CAGGGCUCGUCAAAAGAGGGCGAGUGAUCGCGAGAGACGCGCAUCUCCGGGUAGACAAUUCCCGAUAAUUCCACGAGGAAGGGGUAGUACAAGUUGCCGAAAGUAGCCCCAGAGAACUCGAAGAGGGGAUAGUCCUUCCCGAGCCCUUAGCAUCCCGCAAACCGUCGAUCUCCAGGGGGAGGAGGAUCUCCGUUGUUCCAUCGGUUCCACUGGGUUCCCGGUCUUGUCAGUGUGCGGUGGAAAAAAUCCGAGAACUCAAGGAGUGGGAUAUAAAAUUGUGGGGUAUCCAAAGGUGAUACAUAUCCGUAAUACCGAAGUAACCAAGUGGUAAGGCCCCAACAUCGGUGCGCCAGUAGAUAGAUAAAAGCCAGCGACUCGAGGCCGCGCCAGUGCGAUUUUAUCGAAGGUCGAGGGUUGGUGGUGUAUCAGUCAGUUUUCAGUGGUAUGAUCAUUGUUACGUGCCUCACCAUUUGAAAAGGAGAAUAAAAAUACUGAGGGAAUCGUAAAAGUACAGAGAUCCAGUAAAUCAACUGUGAAAACCAUUCUCUGUACCAGUCCAUGUGCUCCAACUGAAGAUGCUCAUCAAGGAAUUCCGCGUCACCCUGCCGCUCACGGUCGAGGAGUACCAAGUGGCUCAGCUGUACUCCGUGGCAGAGGCGAGUAAAAAUAACACAGGUGGUGGUGAAGGCAUCGAAGUAUUGAAAAACGAGCCAUUCACGGAUACACCACUGUUGGGAGAUAAAUAUUCGUCCGGACAGUACACAUACAAGAUUUAUCAUCUUGCUAGCAAAGUACCGGCUUUUAUCCGGCUAUUAUUACCAAAGAACUCGUUGGAGAUCCACGAGGAGGCAUGGAAUGCCUAUCCAUACUGCAGGACAGUCAUAACCAAUCCUGGAUACAUGAAGGACAAUUUCUUCAUCAUGAUUGAAUCAUUCCACAUUGCUGAUACGGGAAACCAGCAGAAUGUACACGAAUUAUCUGCUGAUAAACUUAAAGUGCGAGAGGUGAUACACAUAGAUAUAGCCAAUGAUCCAAUAGCGAGUGCUGAUUACAAAGAGGACGAGGAUCCAGCGACAUUCAAGUCCCAAAAAACUGGUCGUGGUCCGCUGGUCGGAAAAGACUGGAAAAAUAAUGUAACCCCUGUUAUGACUUGCUACAAACUCGUAACAUGUGAAUUCAAGUGGUUUGGCCUGCAGACACGAGUGGAGGGUUUCAUCCAGAAAGUGGAGAGACGUUUAUUCACCAAUCUACAUCGGCAGGUAUUUUGUUGGAUUGACCGCUGGCAUGGACUCACAAUGGAGGACAUCAGGGCGAUCGAGGAUGCUACCAAGGAGGAGCUCGAUAGGCAAAGACACGAGGGAGAGGUACGAGGCAUGCGAGCAGACGAUUGAGGUUGCUGUCGAGGCAUCUAGAUACUAUUAAAAAUUGCGUUAAAAAUAAUUCUCCCUUACACCCACCCCGAGGAAAUCCCAGAGAUGAAAAUUACCUAAAGAAGAGAAAAAAUCUCAAUAACAAAUUAAAACUCCCCUCCAUUAUCAGAGGACAGUCUCAACAGAGUAUCUCGUCUUAGAUUCAGUGUCUAUUUCUAUUACUUACGAAUUUAUAAUUUAUUUUACAAUUUACUAAAAUUGAAUGGGAUUAAAAAACUUGAACAGAGUUCUAGAUUAAUGUACCCUAGCAAUCAAUUGAAUUAAACUUGUAUUACCGUGUCACGUGAAAAAUUGAGAAUGGAAGUUGAUUUUGGAGGUGAAUAAUUGGUGGUAUACAAUGAGACUAAUGAAUUGAGCAAAUAAAUACGUAUGACGAGAGAAAAUCAAUUCCACUCUGAAUGAUGAUCAAUGGUAGAUAAUCGACUGUUACGAUUAAUUCAUAGUCUUUCAGGUGAUCAAUGAAAUAUUAACGUUCCUUAAUUGGCGUAAUCAGGCCUGCGAAGUGCUUGUCGUGACUAGAGAGAAUGAAUGGAGUUAAACGAGAAAAUCAUGUGGAUGGAGUGUGAAAAUUGGAGGAAAAAAAAAUUAUUCAUGUUGCCAUUACUUUCGAGAGGAGAAAACUAGCGAAUUAUUGCUUCGUCAAUUGCUUAAAUGCGACUGUAAUCGUAGUGAUUUCAAUAUUUAAUUUCUUAAACAAUUGUUUGAAAGAUUUAAAUUUAAUAAAUUAAUUGGGUCAACGUGCCGCAUAUUUUCAGCCUCAUGAGUCGAGAUGAAAUAGGAAAUUCAGGGAUUAAUCAAUAAUAUCCCAGGAGUGUUGGAACACUCAUGAGUUAUUUUCAUACAAUCACUGAAUUCAGUGUUCGUGAGUCCAUCGAGACGAGCUGCGGACAUUGUGUUGGGAAUAUGAAAGUAAUUAUCACGUUGAAUGAUGAAAAAUUAUCCAUGAAACAUUAAUUAGUCAGUCUCGUGCUGUGUCAAUAACAAUAAACCAAUUAACACUUUGAUGACGUUCGAUGUAGGAUCGAUUUAACCGGAAAACAAUAAAUGAUUAAAUUCAAUCUUAAUCAUCUUUUCGUGAAUGUUUUCACUUCGCGAGUUGCGAAUUACUUUUGAGAGAAAAUAAAUAGAUAAAUUUCAGUGGUGGAGUGAAAAUGGGAAAUCCCUGGGAAUUCGAAUUUGACAUUCUUAUCGAUUUAUCUCCGGAACUAUCAAUUUCAGCUAAAAACGCUUCCAGGCUUUUUCAGAGACAAUUAAAUCGUCAAUAAAAAUCGUCUUUUGACAUUUUCCUCUGAAACCAACAGUUUUGAAGAUACAUCGAUGUUUAAUAGAACUGUAAAAUUCCAAUUGUCUCACUUUAUGGCUUCGUUACUGAAGUUAAUUGAUAAUUCUUCAACGUUACAAUAAUCAUCGAGUGCCGAGGCUACUUUACCGUAUUCCUGGUUGUUUCAGUCUACCAUUAACGAUAAAAAGUGAAUAAAAACCCAAGAAAAAAAGCAAAUGUAUUAUUCUAUAAAUGUAAAUGAGUAGCAUCAAGAAAACACGGAAAAACUCGAAAAAAAAAAACGUAAAACAUUAAGAAGUUCUAGGCGAUUAAAAUUAUGUGGAGCAAGUAGAGGAUUGCGGGGCGUCGUUGUACAUAAUAUGUGGCAUACAAUGAAAUUCAAGAUGGGAUGGAAAUGACAUUUCGAUUAGCUUCGCUUGCAUUCCGAACGGGAGAGUGCUGUACGAUUCACCAUGGGUAAUUCAAUAACAAAGUGGUAAAGUGAUUUAUCUCGAAAACAGUGAAUUCAGGAGAAAAACACCGAAGGACUUUUUUGUAGUCAAUUAAACACCAGACAAAAAAUGUCUCUUGAUAUUUCUUCCUAAACUCAACACCUUUUGGAUAAAUCCGAAUGUAAGAAAAUCCAAUUAUCGAAUCAUUCGAAUUAUCUCAUUUUACCUCUUUGGAUGCUGAAGUGACAUUAAUGAGAUCUCAACUUACGAUAUUAGUGUUAAUCCAGAUGAUUAGUCACCCCGAAGAGUCCUGGUGACUCGACAAGAUGAGAGAAUAAUUAGUGGAGGUUUUAGAGUCCAACCGGUCUAAUGGCAUAACACAAUAGUUGUAGUGAUACUGGAGGAUCAUGAAAAAAUAGGAUAAGUGCACACAUGUACACGAUCAUUAGAUCCGGUUUAAUUGUCUUUUGCACAAAACAAUUAUGAUGGACUGGAGGUAACAGUGGGGACCGUAUCGGUACCUCUCCAAGUGGUACGAUCAAUUUGAGGCAGUGCUAUAUGAUUUCGAUAAAUUUCCACUUUUCAUUUAUUUUAUUUACUUAUCAAUCAAUCCAGAAACCCGAGAUACUGAAAAUUCAUUAAAAAAUACUGAUCUCUAUAUCGAUGGAUGAAUAACAGAUUAAUGCAUAAUGAUUUUUCGAAUCGAAUUUUUAUGGAUAAAAAACAAAAAUUUAGUAAUGAAGAUUGAUAUAAAAUUUGGGCAUUUUCGUUUGUCUGUUAUUAAAUUAUCGGUAUAAUUUAUGUGGAGAUCAGUACGUGAAGUCGAUCGUUUUCUCUAGAAUUGAAUUUCACUGUGGCCGGUAUGUUCCAAUUACCAAUGUCCUAAAAUUAGAUUUAUCUGAAUAGAUAGUUUAGAAAUUCGUUUCUGAGGAUCGAGAGAAUUGAGGGAAUAAACUGAUAAAUUGAAUAACUUAGGUAUGAAAAUUGUGGGGUCGAGUCACCCAACGCUGCCAAAGGGCCGAUGAUAAAUUAACGUUUAAACCAAUUUUGAAAGGAUUCCCUAGAGUCUCGCGUAUGAAUAUGUAUGUAUAUAUUUAUAUAUAUGUAUGUAUACGUAUUUAAGCUGAGUUGUGAGGAGUGAGGAAAUUAUAUAGGCUAUAAUGUCAGUGAGGUGGUCAUGAGACUAAUAAAAAUCGAUGAAUAUACUGCGUA
Messenger RNA from Fopius arisanus, 4355 nucleotides. It is a transcript of the gene vib, whose product is annotated as phosphatidylinositol transfer protein vib. The coding region runs from base 576 to 1391 and encodes 271 amino acids. Gene Ontology annotation, biological process: phospholipid transport. The transcript has 6 exons. Gene Ontology annotation, molecular function: phosphatidylinositol transfer activity; phosphatidylcholine intramembrane carrier activity; phosphatidylcholine binding. NCBI's taxonomy places the organism in Eukaryota, Metazoa, Arthropoda, Insecta, Hymenoptera, Braconidae. Gene Ontology annotation, cellular component: cytoplasm. The record is from RefSeq and is a predicted model, not a curated record.